Molecule: messenger RNA, 1188 nt
Organism: Ctenocephalides felis (cat flea)
Lineage: Eukaryota; Metazoa; Arthropoda; Insecta; Siphonaptera; Pulicidae
Product: solute carrier organic anion transporter family member 4A1-like
Exons: 7
Coding region: 1-1188 (395 amino acids)
Biological process (GO): sodium-independent organic anion transport; transmembrane transport
Cellular component (GO): membrane
Source: RefSeq, a predicted model, not a curated record
AUGUCUACGGAUAGUUUUGCACCUUUGCGUAGUCCUGGAGAAGGACCCGUAGCCGUCGAGGCUAAUGACUCCAGAGACCUUACAAAAAAUGACAACAAAUUGCGGUGCGGCUGGGGCUAUUUUAGACCUGCGGCCCUCCAGAGGUUUACCACUGCCAAAUGGGCACUAUUCUGGCUGUGCUGUGCUUCGACAAUGCAAGGAAUGAUCGUUAACGGUUUCGUAAACGUGGUAAUAACGACAAUAGAGCGCCGUUUUGGUCUACGAUCGAAACAAACCGGACUGGUGGCUGGUGGUUACGAUAUGGCGUCUUUCCUUUGCCUGGUACCAGUCACUUACCUAGGAGGUCGCGCCAUGGCUUCAAAGCCGCGAUGGCUGGGCCUGGGUGUUCUACUGCUCGGAGCAGGCGCCCUGUGCUUUUCGUUGCCACACUUUUUGGUUGGACCAGCAAGGGCUGAAGGGAAAACGGUGCCGCUAUGCAAUAACUUUACUCAAGAAAUCAAUUUAGGACUUAUGCAGGAUACGAAUUGUCAGGCAUUGACGUUUCAAGACAAUCAACAAGUACCUAUAGUUGCAGAAGAGGCAAAUGUUUGGUGGCUAUUCUUCGUAGCACAGCUUUUACAUGGGGCUGGUAGUGCUCCUCUUUUUACGCUGGGAGUCACUUUCAUAGAUGAAAAUGUUUCCAAAAAAAUGUCAAGCGUUUACCUAGGAAUUUACUAUACGAUGUCGAUUAUUGGACCAGCCGUGGGAUAUGUUCUUGGAGGGCAAUUCUUGCAGAUUUAUGCUGAUACUUUAACGAUUGAUCCAUCCACAAUUGGCUUAACACCACAGAGUAAUGUAUGGAUCGGUGCCUGGUGGAUUGGCUUUAUCUUUGGGGCCAUAAUAUGUUUUCUUCUGGCAUUGCCUAUAAUAGCUUAUCCUUCAUCACUUCCAGGAUCGGAAGAGCUGCGCAACGCCCGAGUGUCAGAGGCCCACGCGCGUACUGGCGAUUCGAAGGAAGGAUUCGGACGGAUACGCGAGCUUCCGAGAGCUUUAAUGGAGCUUGUGCGCAAUCCAGCUUUUUCAUUCCUCAACUUGGCUGGCGCAUCGGAGGGACUGUUAAUUGCUGGUUUUGCUGCAUUUUUGCCCAAAUUAAUUGAAUUUCAAUUCAGCGUUACACCGACACGAGCUGCGUUAUUGAUGGGUAUAUAA